Ostreococcus lucimarinus CCE9901 is the source of this 1416-nucleotide messenger RNA. RefSeq lists its product with no specific name. Gene Ontology annotation, molecular function: microtubule binding. The record is from RefSeq and is a predicted model, not a curated record. The transcript has a single exon. Bases 1 to 1416 code for a protein of 471 amino acids. Lineage: Eukaryota; Viridiplantae; Chlorophyta; Mamiellophyceae; Mamiellales; Bathycoccaceae.
AUGCCGAACGACGCCCUGUUCGAUUGGCUGCGACGCACCGCGGGCGCGGACGUCGCCGACGCGAGCGAUCUGUACGACGGAAAGGUACUGCUCGACGCGCUCGCGCGCGCGACGGGCGCGGAGGAGGCGCGCGCGGCGCGCGCGGACGAGGAUUCGAUUCAAAUCUUGGGGCGACAGCUGCGCCGCGCGGGCGUGUUCGAUGGCUCGGACGCGCUGCGCGCGCGCGACGCGCGAGGAACGAUGCGGGUGGUGCGAGAAAUAUAUGCGGAGAGUCUGCGGCGACGAGUGGCGGCGUUCGCGGUGGACGCGGCGAGGGACGAGGGGGCGAGAUUCGGGGACGCGACGCCGUCGCCGUCGAGACGACGCGACGAAGACGAAGACGAAGACGAAGACGAAGACAAAGAGGAGGAAGGACGAGAUUUGCUCGGCGCGUUUGAGAUCGAAGGUGAUGACGUUGACGCGGGUGCGUUCGACGAGGACGUGGAUGAGUUGGAUUUAACGGAGGAUUGGCGGGCGUUGGAAUCGCCCGCGGCGAAAUCGACGAAGGCGCGAGUCGACGCCGGGUUCGUCAAGGCUUCGGAUAUGUUGCAGGAGUUGAGUUUAAACGCGCUCGAUGAAGAUGUGUGUGAUGAUUUCGGUAGCGAUGCGUACUGUCGCGGCACGCGCGCGGCGUCGCGGGAGACGAAGACGCUGACGAGAACGCCGCCGCCGGUGCCGAAAGCGCUUCGCUUGAUUCCGUCCCCGUCCGCGAAACCGGUGAAGUGGGACGUCGUGUUCGACGAACCGAAACCAUCGGGGCGCGUGCCGACCUGGUUUCCCGGUCGCAAUGCGCGGCUGAUGGCGUCGACGUCGUCGAGUGAGACGUCGCCGCCGUCGAAGCCCAUCGCGGUGUCGUGGUUCGGCGAACGCGACGACGACGGCGACGACGCGGCGAGUCUGCAACGCGCGGCGCAAAGACGCGGACGUUUGGCGUCGUCGCUGUCGCCCGUCGCGCGUCGCGGGGCUUCGUCUCCCGAACGCCGUAGAAGCGAUAUCGGCGUCGCCGCGUGCUACGUUCCCGCGCGCGCGCCUUCGAACAAGCGCCUCAUUCGCAACGCGCUUCGCGUGCUCGUCGGGCCGCCCGAUCGCGAUGAUUACGUCGCCGCCGUGCGUGCGAUUGACAAAUGCGAGUUCCCAUCGGUGGUUUUGUUGCUGAAAGGAUCGGCCGAAGUCGCGCCGCGAAAGUUGCGAGGCGUGUACGCCGUCGUCGACGAGGAUACGCUGAAACGCAUCCACGGCUCUGGACCAGAAUACGUCGCCGGCUCGUCCGUUUUGGCGUCGCUCAAAUUCGACACAGCGACGAUGAGCUUCGCACCGCUUGCGAGUCGCGCGAUCACGCCCACCGUCGCGGCGAUUAGCUUGACGCGCGCUAAAUAG